AUGCGGCGCGGAAGAGUGUCGACGUCUGCGAGGGCACUGGCCAACUCGGACGACCGGGUCUCUGUCUUUGUCCGUGUCCGCCCGCUGGUGGGCGUGGAGCUGGCCGGCGGGCCCGACGGCGGCAAGGCACACAAGUGCGUGGUGCUGGAGCCUGCAUCAGCGUCGCUUGCGCUGGAGACGCCGUGGGAUGCGCGGGUCUACUCGUUUGCCUACGAUGCUGUGUUUGAUACCACCACGCCGCAGGAUGCGGUGUACGCCGCCGUCGCCGCCCCCGUCGUCGAGGCUGUCCUCGAAGGCCGCAAUGGGACUGUCCUUGCCUACGGCCAGACCGGGACCGGCAAGACCCACACGCUGGCCAAGCUCGAGCCACUCGCCGAGGCCGGCAUUAUUCCGCGCGCUGUGGCCCACAUCUUCUCCUACGCCGCCGCGCACCCUGACCAGGACGUCCGUGUCGUUCUCUCGCUGCUCCAGCUCUAUCGCGACGCGCCGCAGGACUUGCUCGCUCGCCGCGCGCCUGACACCGCCCCGCCGCUCUCUAUCCGCCAGCUCAAGGGCGGCGCCGUCUACGUCCAGGGAUUGUCCAAGCAUCCGGUCGACUCGGUCGACGCCGUCCUCGAGCUGCUCGACAUUGGCUACGCGCGCCGCGCUAUCGAGUCGACCCGGCUCAACGAUGUCUCGUCGCGGGCGCACACCAUUCUGCGGCUCGAGGUCUCGCGACGCGACCCAUUUAGCGGCUCGCGAACCCACGGCGUCUUUACUUGCGUCGACCUUGCAGGCUCGGAGCGAGUCAAAAAGUCGCGCUCCCGCGGCGCCCGUCUCGACGAGGCCAAGUUUAUCAACAAGUCGCUCACAGCGCUCGGCAACGUCAUCGCCUCGCUCGCCGACCCCGGUGUCAGCUACAUUCCCUAUCGCGACUCCAAGCUCACCCGCCUUCUCCAGGACUCGCUUGGCGGCAACUGCGUCACCGCCCUCAUCGUCAACAUUGGGCCGGCCGUGACCUCGGCCCACGAGUCGGUCAGCUCACUGCAGUUUGGCCAGCGCGCCAUGCGGGUCGAGGCCCGCGCCCACAUCAACUACGACGAGACCGACGCUGACAAGUCCAUGGCUGCCCGCCUCGCCUCGGCCCACGCCGAGCUCAACGCCGCCCGCGACCGCAUCCGCGCCCUCGAGCAGGCCAAGUCGCGCCUCGAGGCCCGGCUCCACGCUGUCGCCACCUCGCCCGUCCGCCGCGUGGUCUCACCCUCUCGCUCCGAGUUUGAGCUCCUCGAGACAAACGCCCAGCUCGAGCAUGAGAUCGAGCUGCUGGUGGCCGAGAACGAGGCGCUCCGCGCCCAGAUCCGAGCCUCGCCGGCGGCUUCUCCGUCACGCCGCGUCUCGCCGGGCAAGGCCGACGCUGUCCUCCGCGCUGCCGACGCUGUCGCCGUCCGCGCCCGCGACGCGCUCGUUGCCGCCGCCCGCGAGCGCCAGGCGCUAGCCCAGCUCGCUGCGCUCUCGCCGUCGGCGUUCCGGCCUCCGCUGAAGGAGGCGGUCCGCACGGCCCCGCCGCUCUCACCUGCCCAGGUUGCGCUCGUGGCUUCCCCAAGCGCCGGCGCCGCGCUCUGGUCGUUUGACGACGAUACGUCACCCGGCAUCGAUGCCGUCCGGACCUCGACGCUCAACCCGACCACGCCGCCGCAGCGGCCGGUUCCGCUCGAGACCGCUACCCCGCUCACUCCGGCACAGGCUCCGCGUCGGGCCUCCUCGUCGUCGACAGCGUCGUCGCCUCCGCAGGUCAAGACUCCGUCGCACACCCACACCCACUCGCACUCGCACACUCGCUCGCGCAAGUCGCAUUCGCGCAGCUCUCGCUCGCGCAAGUCGCGCUCGCGCAGCUCGCGCUCGCACAAAGCCAAGGCUAAGGACAAGAGCUCGUCAUCCCACGCCUCGCCGUGGUACCGCGCACCGGUCGGCCUCGGCUCGGCGCCGUCGGAGUCGACCGGCACACCGUCCAAGGCCAUUCGCUCCAUCGAAGACGAACUCGCUGAUGACGACCGGCGGCUUCAGUUUCUGGCGUCGCAGCACCAGCAGCAGCAGGAGCAAAUCGGCCGUUCUCCGCUGCGGAUCGCUACCGGCCGGGCGUCGGUCAACGCCGCGCCGGGCUCGGGUACGGGCCCGCUGGUCCCACGCCAGGACUCCCUCGCGUUUUGAAUGAAAGGCAC
Thecamonas trahens ATCC 50062 is the source of this 2198-nucleotide messenger RNA. RefSeq names its product kinesin motor domain-containing protein. The coding region runs from base 1 to 2187 and encodes 728 amino acids. Gene Ontology annotation, biological process: mitotic spindle organization; microtubule-based movement. Lineage: Eukaryota; Apusomonadida; Apusomonadidae. The record is from RefSeq and is a predicted model, not a curated record. The transcript is spliced from 2 exons. Gene Ontology annotation, molecular function: ATP binding; microtubule binding; microtubule motor activity.